Messenger RNA from Coregonus clupeaformis (lake whitefish), 3410 nucleotides. Its product is annotated as guanine nucleotide-binding protein subunit alpha-11. Gene Ontology annotation, biological process: action potential; adenylate cyclase-modulating G protein-coupled receptor signaling pathway; phospholipase C-activating dopamine receptor signaling pathway. The record is from RefSeq and is a predicted model, not a curated record. The transcript is spliced from 8 exons. Gene Ontology annotation, molecular function: G-protein beta/gamma-subunit complex binding; G protein-coupled receptor binding; GTPase activity. Bases 242 to 1348 code for a protein of 368 amino acids. Lineage: Eukaryota; Metazoa; Chordata; Actinopteri; Salmoniformes; Salmonidae. Gene Ontology annotation, cellular component: heterotrimeric G-protein complex.
GGUGUUUUCACCAAACGACAUACCCUGCAUAUUCUACCGAACACGUAGUAGACUUAAACAAGGAUCUGCUUAUGUUUGAGACUAAAUGUUAUUGAAACUGGGAAAUACUCUGCUGUGCUUCAACGAAACGAUCGUACAGUUAAACAAAAUAUUAUAGGAACACUGGGAGAAUGGAUCGCGCACAACGAAAGUCUGAUGUAUCUGCUUUACAAUGGGUGUGACAUCUUGAAGUGAGUUCGACAUGGCGUGCUGGAAAUGGUGCCGUCGGACCUGCGUUUGUUGCCUGGACGAUGAAGAGAGGAGGACCAUCGCUAUUGACAAGGAGAUUCAGAGGAUUCUCCGACAGCAGAAGAAGAGAGAACGCAAAGAAAUCAAAGUUCUUUUACUCGGCACAGGGGAGAGUGGGAAAACCACCUUCAUCAGACAGAUGAGGAUCAUCCAUGGAAGUGGCUUCUCUGAGGAGGAAAGACGGGACUUCACCAAGCUCAUCUACCAGAACAUCUUCACGGCUGUGAAAGCUAUGACCCAGGCCAUGACCACCCUCAGAUUGCCCUAUGCCUACCCAGAGAAUGAGAUGAAUGCCAGGUGUGUGCAGGAUGUGGACACAGUGCAGGUCACCCAGCUGGACCGUGGCUAUGUGGACGCCAUCUGCCGUCUCUGGGCCGACCCAGGCCUCCGUGUCUGCUACAGCCGCCGCAGCGAGUAUCAGCUGCUGGACUCCACAGAGUAUUACAUGACCAAUCUGGACCGCAUAUCUGCCCCAGACUACAUCCCCACAGCGCAGGACGUGCUGCGGGUUCGAUUCCCCACCACUGGCAUCCAUGACUACUCCUUCACCGUGAAGACCAUCACACUCAGGAUUGUGGAUGUGGGUGGACAGAAGUCAGAGAGGAGAAAGUGGAUCCAUUGUUUUCAGGAUGUGACGUCCCUCAUUUUCCUGGCUUCCCUCAGCGAGUACGACCAGGUCCUGGAGGAGAGAGAGACUGAUAAGCGUAUGGAUGAGAGCUUAGCUUUGUUCUACACCACCAUCCACUCCCCUUGGUUCCUCAACACCUCUAUCAUCCUCUUCCUCAACAAGACAGACAUCCUGGCUGAUAAGAUCCAGGCGUCCGACCUGCAGAAGUACUUCCCAGGGUUCACAGGAAAGCGACGUGAUGCUCAGGAUGCUAUGAAGUACAUCCAGAAGAUGUAUGAGCAGCAGGCUCACUGCCGGGACAAGAAGGAAGAUAGCAAGACGCUGUACCCCCACUUUACCUGCGCCACCGACACCAACAACAUCCGCAAGGUGUUCAGUGACGUCAAGGACACGGUGCUCCUCAAGUCCCUCAAGGAGUAUGGGGUGAUCUGAGGGCCUGGGGACCCGCCUGCCUAUGGGGCCACACUCAACCAACAACCACUCAGGGCAGAAGAGACUCUCCCUCCAUCCCUCCCUCGCUCACUUUUCUCCUCUCUCUCAAUCUCAUCUCCAGUGGGGAUGCUCUUGGGUCAAACCUUCUUAUUACAGGAAGGAAUCUCUCCCUGGAGAGCAGAACAAAAUGGAGUGACUCCUAUGACUCCUGUAACAGUAACCUGUGUUACACACACACACUCUGGUUGGUAUUUUACAAUGAUGUGUGUAAGGGCUUGGAGAUUUAGUGGCUCUACCAGUGAUUGAAACUGGAAUAGAGAUGUCAUGAAGUGCUGUGUCUCCAUUAUGUUAGUGAUGACUUUAGCAGGUGGAGAGGAGAACUAUAUAGCCCCUCUAUAUCCCUAACACGACCCUGUUCAUAGAAAAUGCCUCUGAUCUGGAGAUCACUACAGAAGAUUUGACUCUAUCUGUGUGUUGAAUUAACACUACUGUACACGCGUUGUAGCCAUUACAUAACACAUAGCCAGUUCACACCUAUGAGAAGUAGCCACCAUUGAAGGCUUGUGUAACAUUUUGUGUUUGGUUGGUCUUUUAAUUGGUUUGCUUGGUUGACACCCGUAUAUUUUGUCGCUGGGUCUCAGAUGUGAGAUGUGAUGCAGGCGAGAAAUGUGGGAGUCGAGGCGUUUACUAUGGCGGUGUCAGAAAUCACAUGAUGUCAUAAUGGGUUCCCCUGACACAGUAUGUUAUGGAAUGCAAUGCUGUACUGUACACUGUUAGGAUUCUUGGUUUGGUUCUUGGUGGAUGCUUUUGUUUAGUCUCUUCCCCUAAUGUGCCUGCCUUACGACCAAUCACUACCUGCUAUACAUUGAGUUCAUAUGGGAACAACAACGCCGGUGAAUCUAUACAUUAACCAACAAAUGAGAGUGCUUAAGAGCAGCAGCCAAGUACGGGGUUAUUAAUAGCUGGCAUGCAUGCUGCUGUUAAAGCUGAAAUGUAUUAAAAGAUCUCAUUAAAUUCCUAGGACCCUAUUAGGGCUGCUAUUAGGUGGCUGAGAGAGGCCAGUUAAAACGAACCCCUGGCAUCGUGGGUGGUUCAAGUCUUGCCACUGUCUUAUAGCUCUAAAAAUCAACAGCAAAAAGUGUGGUUAUGAUGUAGUUAUGAUGUGAAUGGUGAUAGGCUGCAGCCUACGGUAGGGCUUUGAUUUGAGCAGUGGAGUUUUAUUAUCCUCUCUUCGGGCUGGCAUCAAAGGUUACACAGCAAAACAAGGAUUCAAUCAUUGUGUCAAGAUUAUAAACAACAACUCAUUAUUCAUAGUUGGCUUGACCUUUUACCCUGGUCCCCUAUCAAUAUUUAUGUUCAGUCAAUAUUUAGUUUAGCAGGCUCAGGCUGUGCUCAACUUGUUUCAAGUUCAGUAGCAUUUUAUAUUGGAUUUUAUAUUGUUGUAAUUUAAGGGAUAUGGUCUCUAUAAAUACGAGUGUAAUAUCCAUCUCAAUAUGUGUGAGUGGAGCAGGAUGGAGUCUGUCUGAUAAUACAGGUAUUAAUAUUCUGACCUGUGUGCAUCACUAGAGCAGAUGAUGAGUGUGUCAGUGGAAAAGGACUUCAAAGUCAGAUUAAAACUUCUUCCAUUAAAUUGAAGUCAGUAAUUACAAAUUGCAGGCAUGGAUCAUACAAUAUGCAUCUAUUUUAUCAAGGUUUGAGAAUAUUGCUUUGCUACAGUCUGAAGAAUGUAUACAGUAUAAGGACUUGAGCUGUGUUUUCAAACUUUUUACUCAAAUUGUUUUUUGGUAAAGGACUCUGGUCUGAAUGUGCAACUAGUGUAUAGCUAUAUUCCCCUGCAGAACUGAACAUAGGCCCUGCUACCUGAUGUUAUGAAUUAUUAAUUGAGUUCAUCUUCUUUUGUUAUAUUAGACCACCUCAUUAACAGCUAGUGUGACAGGAGGUAUUGUACUGUAUAUAUUACAGACUAACAUAGGGAGAACUCUUAUUUGGUGCAAAUAUUUUUUAUAGAUUUGGGCAGAAUAUGGGGAAAUAUUUUCUAAUUAAAGUGAUGUUUUGAAAAAUA